Molecule: messenger RNA, 390 nt
Organism: Aspergillus calidoustus
Lineage: Eukaryota; Fungi; Ascomycota; Eurotiomycetes; Eurotiales; Aspergillaceae
Source: the annotation of a GenBank genome assembly
AUGCCAGUUCUGCAAAUCGACGGCUCCCUGUCGGCCAGACGAAGGGACGAAGUACUUACCCAGUUCCAUCAACCCUAUAAUAAUGUUCUAUUGAUGACCCUCGGAACGGGAGCUGUUGGGUUAAACCUGACUGUCGCCAAUCGAGUCCACAUCAUCGAGCCGCAAUGGAACCCCACUGUGGAAAGCCAAGCAAUCGGUCGAGUCAUGCGAAUCGGCCAGCAAAAGCAAGUAUAUGUGACUCGGUAUAUCAUCAAAAAUAGCAUUGAGGAGUAUGUGCAAAACAAACAAUCGAGGAAGCUUACAAUGGCUCAAGUUGGCUGGAACACGGAGGACACGGAAGUGCAGACAGCGCUGGACUUAUGGUCUCUAUGUCGGGGGUCGUCGACGUGA